Molecule: messenger RNA, 1677 nt
Organism: Penicillium vulpinum
Lineage: Eukaryota; Fungi; Ascomycota; Eurotiomycetes; Eurotiales; Aspergillaceae
Exons: 2
Coding region: 1-1677 (558 amino acids)
Source: RefSeq, a predicted model, not a curated record
AUGCUCUUCACCUUUUGCCCCUCAGCGCUGGACACUUCCAUCAAAUUCGUACGCGCUCGAACCGUGUAUGAAAGGUUCUCCAAUGUAUCAUUCCAGAGUAUCUCUCGAUUCUCUUCCUAUCGACACCCGGCCGAUCCAUCUGUUUCAAACCCUGGCCCCCACUUGGUGUGCGAAAAGGCCGAUCGGGAAACAUAUCGACAGAUCUUGAUCAAUGCCGAUCAACACAACCUCGAGUAUACAUUUCAGCUGCUUAUGAAUAUUGUCAGGCGACCUUGCCUUGGCCAUUUUGUGAAGAAGAUUGAGUAUGUGCACAGACCUAUCAGUCGCAAUCAGGGUGGUGGUGACUACGUCUUCCCUGAAUUACCGUAUCAGCGGGAUUUGGGCGCAGAUGAUAUGCGUCUUCUCAGACGCGCGGUAGAAAAUGCGGGAUUUAAGGAUGAGAAAGAGGAGUCUAUUAUCACUAUGCUCAUGCAAAAAGAAUUGAACCAGAACUUAGGCCACUACACUACCGCUGGGAGGCACAGGCUUGGUAUCUAUCAUAUUGCACCCGUGUUUAUCACGCAAGCUAUUGCCGCCAUAUUCGUGUCCAUGUCACCAAAUCUUGAGACCAUGGCUAUGGCACAGCCUUUCGAUCGCCGCGGAGAUCUUGAGGAAGGAGAAACAUGGGCGAAAGAAUUCCCACUCGUUGAAGUUUUCCGAUAUGCCAAUUCUCGCCCUGAUAGAUGCCACUAUCUUCAGAAACUGCGCGAUGUAUAUUUGGUUAACAGAGAAGCCCAGAGGUACAGUGAUUCGCGGUUCUAUUACGACGAUACGGAUUUAAUUGCUUGGCUCAAGCUUUUCAACAAACUACCAUCAAUCGAGUCCUUCGGCAUCGAUGUGCUUGGUGAAAACGAGAAUGAUGGGAAACCGAUUUGUGAAGACCGCGGUUCGAAUAUCAGCAAGAUUCGCAUAAAUCACUCGAUGGUAACCUCGAGUUAUCUCCUGUGCGUCAUGGCAUCAAGCAAAAUUAUCAAAGAACUCCAAUACACUAUUGGGGGAAGAGGCGACGCCCUUGACGAAGGAUAUCACCUGUUCAACCCGAAAGCCUUUAUCAAAGCGUUAUCUGCACACAAGCAAACACUAGAGGUUCUCGACAUGGAUACCGAAAUGCAAACCUAUACUUACCCUGGUCAGCUACAACCGGGAGGCUCUUAUCCCAUCGACUGGGAUGCAGUCGGGGGCCCUGGUGAAUUUGACUUUGACUUAUACGCAGAGGAUGAGCUAGAUGAGAAUAUGGACGAGCUCAAGAUGCACCGAUACUUGACAUCUAUUUGGGACCGCAACGCAUCAUUGAAAGAAUUUGGGGCACUAAAAGAAUUGAGUUUGGGAAUCGGACUUUUGAUUUAUUUCUCCCAGGGCGUGGAAAUGGAUAAUGCGAAAAGAAGCAGUGUUAUGCUGGUAGAUUCUCUGCCUGAUAGUCUGGAAUAUCUUUCUAUUCGGGGAUAUCGAAAGGGGGUCAACGUAGCACAUGAUGCACAGGUGACUGCAUUGAUGGACCGGUUCAAGUCGGGAUCUUUGAGGUUGAAGGAGAUUAAGGGGGUCUAUGAGAUGAUUCCAAAUGGGGAAAAUGUGGAAAACCCAGAUCAAAAUGAACACUUGUUGUGGUCUUUUGAGGAGAUUGGAUAUUCGAAUUACUAG